Oreochromis niloticus (Nile tilapia) is the source of this 6490-nucleotide messenger RNA. Its product is annotated as up-regulator of cell proliferation-like. The coding region runs from base 307 to 4980 and encodes 1557 amino acids. NCBI's taxonomy places the organism in Eukaryota, Metazoa, Chordata, Actinopteri, Cichliformes, Cichlidae. The record is from RefSeq and is a predicted model, not a curated record. The transcript is spliced from 4 exons. Gene Ontology annotation, molecular function: GTP binding.
AGAACUGCAGCACAGCAUUGACAUUCAGAUUGCUAAACAUAUAACAUCUUAAUAACAGUGAUAGGGGGACUUCUUUACAGAUAUCUUUUCCCCCUCAGACUAAUAUCCUCUUCAAGGGCUAUCAUGAAAAUCUCAGGAGAUCUGCAGUUUCACCGAUACUCAAAUCUGUCAGACUGGUAACAAGAAGCUCCUUGAUUUAAUGUGAGGACAUCAUUUUAAAUGUCUGCAUCAACACUGAGACGUGAGACCAAAGAAAACUCCUCCUGAGAAACAAAAGUAACAGCAAAUCUGCACACACAAAAAGACAUGGCAAGCUUUUUGGAGGAUAUGGGCUUGGAGAAGCACUACUACCGGGAGAAAUUAUCAUUGAGCUCAAUACUUAAGAUAGAUGAGAAGGCCAUUACUGAUGAACCAGCCAAGUGUAAAUCAGAUCUUCCAUGGUACUUUCUAAAGAAACUGAUGAUGGUUAAUGUGACAGCUAGAAAUGUGACAUGUAAAUUAGUGUGUGAGUCAAACUGUCACGAUGAAUCAGGCAGUAUGGAGUUCGAUUUUGAAAAUCUGCUUGAUAGUGAAACUUCUGCUGACGCGGUAAACCCUCUUGACAUCAUCACUGCUCUCUUUCUGUCUUCUGAUGGUUUUGUGCAGCAGGAAAUGGCACUCAAAAUGUCCAUGUGUCAGUUCUCUGUUCCUCUGCUGCUUCCAAAUAGUGACGCAAACCAAUGCAUACUCAUGCUGUGGGCCAUGAGAGACAUUGUUAAAAAGUACAGACCUCACUCUCUUUUGGAAUCCAAGGGCUUCAUUGAAGACAGAAUCGUUCUCUCUGAACUUCCCAUGAUCUCUUUUGUCAGACUGGGUGAGUGCUCCUUGUCCAAGUCAGAGAUUCUUAAUAAGCUUCUGAGCAAUUCUCAGCAGUACCAUGACACCUUUGUUCACCACAACAUGAAGUGUGGUGACAGUCCAAGAAGAAUAUCCAACGGACUGACUGAAAUUACUUGGUAUCUUCCUGGUGGAAACACAAACAUUGAUAUUUUCAGUCAGCCAGUGGCUGUAGCUAACCUUCGUGGGGACAUUGCUUUACUUGAAACACAAUACUCCUUUUUGUGUCAGACAUCUGCAGCAGUCUUUGUGUUUUUUGACAACUUGGAAUCUGAGUGUAGUCUGCUUGCCAAUAAAAAAAAUAAGGCACAAAUUUUCUUGGUGGGCAACCAUCAAAGCAAGAGUUUCAAUGUAGAUUCUUUAAAAAAGGCAGCAACCAAGUUAGGUUUGAACAAGAGCAACGUCAUUAUUAAAACAAAGCAAAAAAAUGAUGCAGACUUUGUCCAGUUAUUGCGGGAAAUAGUUAGGGGUGUAGUUGAGAACUCUACGAUGAAAAUGGCAAUAGAGCAGAUGGCAGACAUUGCCCAUGAACUUGGAAUCCUGGUUGAUGAAGACUCUCCAGAAUGUCAGGCUGCAAAGACAAAUGCAGAAGCCAUCACUGAGGAAAUUAAAGACAUCCUUAAAUACAAAGAAGAGCAGCUUCCACGGCAAGGCCAAAUAUGGAAAGAUCUGACAUGCCUAGAAAAGGAAGAAUUUCGACUUCGAAAAGUUGGGGCAAAAGACCUGGAAAAAUACAAAGAUGACCUGAAAUUACAGAAAGAAGAACUACGGAAAGUGCAGAAUUCCUGUGACAUCUCAGAAGCUAUGAUGUGUUUCAUACGUGCAAUAACAAGCCCUGGAACAGAGAGGUUUUAUUUUCUGAAAUGGAUGCGAAUGAACCUUGAUAAUGUGUCGCGUGUAAAAUUGGGUGGUCUCAGGGAGAAAUAUAAAGAAAAAUCGAAGAAUUCUGAGAACAAAGAGGAGAUCAAGGAAAUUGACAGACAGCUUUCCAACAGCUCUCUGGGGACUGAACACUUCUUCCGUGAAAUGGGUCAGAUCUAUGAAGCCUCACUGUCCCUUCCACAAACAGAUCGAGCUCGUAAACAGUUGCAGCAUCUGCCCAAACUGUGUGCAGAGUUGUUACUUGAUGGAUUUCCUCUUGAGCUUGUAGAUGGAGAUGCAUCCAACAUCCCUCUCAGAUGGGUGAGUGAUGUUCUCUCUCAGCUCAGUGACUUGGUGUCUCCAAACACAAAGAUCCUGGUAGUCACAGUUCUUGGAGUUCAGAGCACAGGAAAGUCCACUCUCCUUAACACCAUGUUCGGAGUGCAGUUUGCAGUCAGCAGUGGUCGAUGUACUCGAGGUGCCUUUAUGUUGCUCAUCAAAAUCCAAAAAGACAUGAAAAAAGUCCUAAACUGUGACUUCAUGGUGAUCAUUGACACUGAGGGCUUAAAGUCACCAGAACUUGCACAACUGGACAACAGCUAUGAGCACGACAAUGAGCUUGCAACACUUGUUGUGGGGCUGAGUGAUAUCACCAUUAUCAAUAUUGCAAUGGAGAAUUCAACCGAAAUGAAGGACAUCCUACAAAUAGUUGUGCAUGCUUUUCUCAGAAUGAAGGAGGUGGGAAAAAAGCCUAAAUGUCAGCUGGUCCACCAAAAUGUGUCCGAUGUUUCAGCCCAUGAGAAGAACCUACGAGACAGGAAACUGCUCCUGGAACAGUUAAAUGAGAUGACCCAGGCAGCAGCCAGAAUGGAAAAGAAAGAGGAGAACAAGAGCUUCACUGAUGUGAUGGAGUACAGUCCAGACACUGGGAACUGGUACAUUCCUGGACUCUGGAAUGGAAACCCACCAAUGGCACCAGUCAAUGCAGGCUACAGUGAGGCUGUAUAUGAGCUCAAGAAAAACAUCAUCCAACAACUGAAAAACUGUGAAUCAUCUGCUAAUAAUAUUAUGGAUUUUAAUGUGUGGAUGACAAGUCUGUGGAAUGCAGUAAAGCGAGAAAAUUUCAUCUUCAGCUUCAGAAACAGCCUUGUAGCUGAUGCGUACAUGAGACUCUGCACAGAAUUCAACAAAUGGGAGUGGGAAUUCAAAAAAGAAAUGUACACCUGGGUAACAAAUGCAGAAACAAGAAUCUCCAAUUUUGGUACAGCUGCUGCAAAAUCUGAAUCCUCUGACAUGACAGAAUUUCUCACAUCUUUGAAAACUGAAGCCUCCACAGUGCUGUCCAAAUGGGAGACAAAGCUUCUCAAAAAUCUGACACAGUAUUUCAAGCAAACAGAGGGUCAUGUCCAUCUAGUUGAAGGAUACAGAGAGGAAUUCUCAAACAGUGCAAAGAGCCUUCGGAAAGAAAUCGAGAGGUCUGUUUUUAAUCAGCUCACAGCAGCAGCAGAAAUCAGACAGGGGAUGACUGAACUUGAAAAAAUCAAGGAAAAUCAUACAAAAGAAAUUGAAAAGGCAGUUUGUGCACUAAUUGAUGAAUGCAGGAAAAAGAAUUUCCAGAUGACAGACAAAGAGCUGGACAAAGAGUUUGAUAAGAUGUGGAAAAAGACUGUGCAAAAACUUUCUUUUGUAGAACAAAAAACCAAAACUGUCAUCACCAGCGUAGCCUACUAUCUACGAGAAAAUCUGAAAAAUCGGGGUAGUCAUGCAUGCGAACUACUAGAUGAAAAAAGAUUAAAGGACUGUGGUCUGGUGCCUUUCAAAUAUACAGUUGGAGCCCUCCAACAAAUAAAACAUACAGUGAGCAAGUGGUUCACCAACCAGGAUCACAUAAAGGCUGGACAAAACCUUGCUGACAGCAUCAUCAAUGCUUGCACUCAGUUUGUGAGUGAAAAAGUGAAGAGAAAAAGCAAUUACUCAGAGACUUACAUCCAGGAAAUCCUAUACAUGAUUGAUACAAAACUGCAGAACAAUCAAGAGAUUAAAACAGACAUUGAGUUUGAAGUUUCUCUAAAGCAACACAUCUGUGGAUUUACAGCCAAAAAGUUUCAGAAAAUGCACGAAGAUUUCAUGCAAGAAAAUGAUCCUUAUAGAUGUCUAAUGAAUCGCAGGGAAAAGCUUUGUGCUGAUUUCAAAGAUGUUUUCCAUCAACGAGACCAGUGUCAAAAGAAAGCAGAAGAAUUUACCAACCGCUGCUUAAAGCCUGCAGUUGAAGACUUUGUCAAACGCUCCCUGGGUCCUGACAUCAUUGGUGAAAUGCUGACGUGUGAGAAUUUCAGCACACGAAUCUCCUUCCAGUAUUCAGUUUUAUUGGAUUUGCUUUCAAAGGGUGACUUUAACAACUAUCUGAGCUAUAUUUGCUCAUAUGAGAAGUAUGUAAAGACAUGGAUACUCAACCAAAUCCUGAAGCACUUCUCAACUCCGUCAGCAGCAUUUCAGUUUGAAGACCGACAUCUACAGUCAAGUAUAAGGAGCAUAGAUGAUGCCAUCAACAAGGCCAAAACAGGAAAUAGUGAUAACUUGGACAGAUUUGUUAAAGAGAUUUGUAAAGAACUUGGUGAUAAACUGAUCAUUUCCCAGGAUGCGCUUGGUGCUUUCAUGAUCCUGAAUAAUGCCAACAAGGAACAGUUUGCUGAGUGGCUCACAGUGUCUGUGAAUGAGAUGGGAAAAGCUCUUAGAGAGAAAUUUAAAGAAUCACCAUUUGAAACAAAAUUACAGUAUCUCCAUGUGCAGCCCCAGAAUGAGCUUUUUAACAGGUUAAUUGGUUGUGGCAAACAAUGUCCAUUCUGCACUGCUCCUUGUGAAGCAGGAGGAGGAGCCCAUACUGAGCACUUUGCCUCACUGCAUCGAUCAAGGGGUCUAGGCAGGCGCAUAUGGGAAACUACAAAUAAACUUGUCACUGAUGUAUGCACCUCUGCUGUGAACAGUGACGUGCAUUUUCGCUGCAGUGCUACAAACAAUGAAUGGCACCCUUAUAAGCGUUACAAGGAAAUUUACCCAGACUGGAGAAUUCCUCCAGAUGUGAGCCUUGAAGCAUCAGAUUACUGGAAAUAUGUAAUGACAAAAUACAACAGGAAGUUUGCCGAAGAAUAUAAUGGGGAGCCUGCUGAUAUUCCUCUAUCCUGGAAAUUUAUAACAAAAAAGCAGGCAGAAAUGAGCCUCAAAGAAUCAUUUGGGAUAAAAUGAAUGACAAAAAAAAAUUCCUUGUCACUUUCUCCUACUGCGUGAAGGAAACGUUCCAGAUAUUAUGAUUUUGCCUUGGUUUAUGAUGUAGAAGAAAACAUUAUAUAAAACACAGUUUGAGAUAUUGUUAGGGUACAUAGCACGUAUUGCAACUCUUUAUGAUUUUUUGAGAUUGCAGUAAACAGAUUUAUUAACAAAAAAAUCUACUUAGUGUUUGGUUUAGUUUUUUCAUUUCUUUUUUUUUCAUUUUAAAUCUUAAAUAUGCUGCAAAUGCAACUAUCUUUCUUUUCAUUUAAUAAAUGCAAUCUAGGAGUUUCUGUUCAUUGCUUUUAUUGAUUUUGGGCAAAUAUUUACAUUUACAGUUUGAAUAGAUAACCAGCUGAAAAUAAACAAAACAUUAAUCAUUUAAAAAUAUUUCUUUAUUUCCAUAAGCUAUCUGAUGUCAAAUAUAUACAUAUUCAUUUUUCAGAAACGUAUUUGUUCUAUAUAAAAAGGCUAUUUGUAAUUGCAUUUUGCAAUUUAUUUACAUAGAAUUUGUAAUGUUUUUGUUUCAUCAUUAAGACAACAUUUAGACUAAUGAUGUCAAAAACAGAGUCACUUAUUGUGUAACACAUUAAUUUUCUUUACUUCUGCUAAUGCAAUUAAUUAUCCCCCUGUUUUUUUUUUUUGUUGUUGUUGUUGUUGAUUUACUUUAACAGGAGCUAUUUGUUCAAAAAUUUGUUUAGAAUCACAUUGCCAAUCAAGUCUUUAGUUUAUCAAUUGAAGAAAAAGGCAUACGAAAAAGAUGACCGCCACAAAUUUGCACUUGUGAAAGUGUCUGUUACCAUCUUUGUCUUUUUGGCUUUGCAUAGCACAUGAUUCAGGAUUUCAAAAUGAUCACAGUUAUUUAUUUUAAGUUUUGCUGUGCAUGGCUUUAAUUUUCACCUGUUGACAUACAAACAAAUGAUAUCCAACCCCAGCCCACGCAGGACUGGCAAUCUGGCAUGCUGGGCAUCUAUCUUCUUCGUGUGCUCACGUACCUUGUGGAACAGAAUUUGGUUAAAGAAGUGCUGAAAGGAAAAUGUGUCAAAUUAACCAAAAUGCUAGCUGUCACAGGAGACUGCUGUUGCUAGUACUAGCUGUGGAGAAGUGCGGAAAAAAUUGUCACAUGCUGCAGUGCUGCUAAGAUGUCCAAACCCAGCAACAACUGUACCAACCUGAUUAAAGCCUGUCCCAGUCAAGCCUUGGCCUCAACUGUAUGAAGCAUGAAACUUAUUGUUAGGGUGCAUACCACAUACUGCAACUCCUGCUCAUUUUUUCUUGAGACUACAUUUAACAAGUUCAUAAACAAGUAAUCUGCUUUUUUUCCUUUUUUUUUUUGUUUUUUGGAGUGACCGAUUUAAGGCUCGAUUUAAUGUUCACUGUUUUACAAGUUCUUUCCAUGUAUAAAAAGCACAAAAAGUAAGGAAAUUUGUAUUUGAUGGAUUAUCUCUUUGUUGUAAAAAUGGUUCCUGACAAUAAAUUGUAUACCGUU